Molecule: messenger RNA, 1299 nt
Organism: Nicotiana tabacum (common tobacco)
Lineage: Eukaryota; Viridiplantae; Streptophyta; Magnoliopsida; Solanales; Solanaceae
Product: 5'-methylthioadenosine/S-adenosylhomocysteine nucleosidase
Biological process (GO): nucleoside metabolic process
Molecular function (GO): methylthioadenosine nucleosidase activity
Source: RefSeq, a predicted model, not a curated record
GUUGUAUCUGUUACAACUUCGAUUCUCAAUUUCUCAAUUGCAGAAGUUGAAAUCGAAGAGUAGAUUUAAUUCAGCUUUAUAUUCGUAAAGAAGUAUAAGGAAAAAAAAUUGAAAAAAAAUGGCUCCUCCUCCUCCUCCUCUCGGCGAAAAGUCAUCAGAAGUCAAGGAGUCCACCGCCGUCGAUAACCGCCCUAUCUCCACCAUCGUCUUCAUCAUCGCUAUGCAAACGGAGGCGUUACCUCUUGUAAACAAGUUUCAGCUCACCGAGGACCUCGAUUCCGUGUUCCCAAAGGGAGUCCCUUGGGUGCGGUUCUAUGGUAAUUACAAGGGUCUCGCCAUUAACAUUGUUUGUCCUGGGAAAGACCCAGCAUUGGGGGUCGAUGGUGUGGGCACGGUUUCUGCAUCUCUUGUGACAUAUGCUUCUAUCCAAGCAUUAAAGCCAGACCUCAUCAUAAAUGCUGGCACAGCAGGUGCAUUUGGGGCCAAAGGUGCUUCAAUAGGAGAUGUGUUUCUUGCAUCAGAAGUUGCUUUCCAUGACAGAAGAAUACCAAUUCCAGUAUUUGAUAUAUAUGGAGUUGGAUCGCGGAAGGCUUUUGCUACACCCAAUCUUCUGAAGGAGCUUAACCUAAAGGUUGGCAAACUGUCCACUGGUGACUCUCUAGAUAUGUCUCCAAUGGAUGAAGCAUCUAUUGUUGCAAAUGAUGCAACAGUUAAAGACAUGGAGGGAGCAGCCGUAGCUUAUGUGGCAGAUCUGUUGAAAGUUCCUGUCAUUUUUCUGAAAGCUGUAACCGACAUUGUGGAUGGUGAUAAACCAACAGCGGAGGAGUUUCUGCAAAAUCUGGCAGCAGUAACAGCUGCUCUUGAUCAAACUGCCACCCUAGUUGUUGAUUGCAUCAGUGGGAAAUGCUUGUCCGAACUGUGAUUUAAUCUUAUUUCAUCCCGUACGUGCUUCAGCGGGAAACGGACAAUACUGGGUUUCCAAUAUCGGUGGUCUCAUUAGGUAACAUUCAGAUUUCUGGGCAGUGGAAAUGUUAUGUUCCUUCGAACUGCAUAAUAUUCUUCUAGUGUGCAUUGCAUCAGCCUCAUAUUGUUCCAGCUAGUUUCUAAAGGUAGCUGCUAUUUUGAAACUGUUGUAAAAUUAAUCAAGAAUUUUUAUUUUAGUUGGAGUAGGGUUGUGCGGUUAUGGUAUCCUUAUAAAAGUUUAGUGUUUUGAGAACGAAUAAUCCGCGAAGCACAUGAACUACUGUUCAGCAACCUGAGGUUCAGUGUUGAAUGGAAACCUCUAUUUGUCGAAUUGAA